AAACACCUUCCAAUCUCAACCAUCUCUGGUCUCACCCACUCAACCAACCCCAACUCGACCAACCAUCCAAACCCCAAAUAAAACCUGGUCUUUUUUGUAUGUUUUUGCUAAAACAAAUCCAUUCCCAAUCACACAAACCAAAAACCAGAACACCAAAUAGGAGAAGACAAACACACACACACACACAUAACACAGAGACUAUAAACCCAACCUCUUCUUCCUUCUUCUUCUUCCUAAUCUCCAAUUUCUCCGUUUUCUCCAAACAUGGCUUCCUCCUUAUCCCUCCUCUCACCUCCUUCCCUCUCCUCCAACCUCCACAAUGUCUCCUCCACUGCUCGCCUUAUCAUGCGCACCACUAUGCCCCUUAACCUGCGUACCCACUCUCGCCGACCCAUGUCCAUCACCGCUCACUCUGCCCCUGCUCUCACUCAAGACGACCUCAAAAAACUCGCCGCCGAUAAAGCCGUUGACUACGUCAAGAGCGGUAUGGUACUCGGCCUCGGCACCGGUUCCACCGCCGCCUUCGUUGUCGCUAAGCUCGGCGAGUUGCUCAGCUCCGGCCAAUUGACAGACAUUGUUGGAGUACCAACUUCAAAACGAACAGAGGAACAAGCCCGCCAACUGGGUAUCCCUCUAUCGGUCCUCGACGAUCAUCCCCAUCUGGAUUUGGCCAUUGACGGCGCAGACGAGGUGGACCCAGAUCUCAACUUGGUCAAAGGGCGUGGUGGGGCGCUUCUCAGAGAGAAAAUGGUGGAAGCGGCUUCGGAUAAGUUCGUAGUUGUGGUGGACGAUACCAAAUUGGUUUCGGGUCUCGGUGGUAGUGGGUUGGCAAUGCCGGUGGAGGUUGUUCAGUUCUGCUGGAAGUAUAAUUUGGUGAGGCUUCAGGAGCUGUUUAAGGAAGAAGGAGUUGAAGCCAAAUUGAGAUUGAAUGGUGGUAAGCCUUAUGUGACUGAUAAUUCCAACUAUAUUGUGGACUUGUACUUCAAGACCCCAAUCAAAGAUGGAUUGGGAGCAGGGAAGGAGAUUUCGGCUUUGGAAGGAGUUGUGGAACAUGGGUUGUUCUUGGACAUGGCUACUUCUGUUAUAAUUGCUGGAAAAAAUGGAGUCGACGUUCAGAACAAGUGAUUGCUUUUUUCCACAUAUGAAAAAUGGUGGUGAGAAAUUUCCCCUGUGCUCUUUGUUCUUUUUCCAUAUCUAUGAGGGAUUUAUGUGCUUCUUCUUGUUCAAUACUUUAUUGGUAGUUUCGAAUCGUAUUUUUUGGUGUAACUUCUAGAUGGGUGAUAUGGGGUACUUGUUACAAGUUUUAUAUUUUGGUACUCUGCUACUCUAUAGUUGAUUGGUGGCCAAUUGAGCAUAGGAAUAAUACUAAAGGUGUAUGUGGAAUUGUGAAAUAAUUGAAAAUUAAACUAGUUUCUUGCUUA
This is a messenger RNA of Ziziphus jujuba (common jujube), 1421 nucleotides long. RefSeq names its product probable ribose-5-phosphate isomerase 3, chloroplastic. Gene Ontology annotation, molecular function: ribose-5-phosphate isomerase activity. The transcript has a single exon. The record is from RefSeq and is a predicted model, not a curated record. NCBI's taxonomy places the organism in Eukaryota, Viridiplantae, Streptophyta, Magnoliopsida, Rosales, Rhamnaceae. The coding region runs from base 265 to 1125 and encodes 286 amino acids. Gene Ontology annotation, biological process: pentose-phosphate shunt, non-oxidative branch.